Messenger RNA from Seriola dumerili (greater amberjack), 2384 nucleotides. It is a transcript of the gene vps37c, whose product is annotated as vacuolar protein sorting-associated protein 37C-like. The transcript is spliced from 5 exons. Gene Ontology annotation, cellular component: ESCRT I complex. The coding region runs from base 913 to 1962 and encodes 349 amino acids. Lineage: Eukaryota; Metazoa; Chordata; Actinopteri; Carangiformes; Carangidae. Gene Ontology annotation, biological process: protein targeting to membrane; protein targeting to vacuole; ubiquitin-dependent protein catabolic process via the multivesicular body sorting pathway. The record is from RefSeq and is a predicted model, not a curated record.
AAUCAUUGAUGACGUUUUCUGCAGUUUCUUUUUUUUUUUUUUGGUACCCCUGUCCCCUCUGUCCUCUCGUUUCUCCGGCUGUGACGAAGCCUGGUCGGGGUGGGGGCCGCUCCUCCACCUCAGCAGGAUGACGGAUGUUCAUCCACUGACAGCAGUGCUGGAGGGACACGGGAAGUAUUGGCUGGAACAAUACCGUCACAUACUGUAGGGGUUUCCCAGCUGAACACAGGACCCCACCAUUACCCUGCCAUGCGGGGGACAGCGGAGGGAAGACGACCACAGUUGACAUAAUUGCUCCUAAACAUAUCGCCAGAUCGGAAGUAUUUUAAGUGUAUGACUCACGAGUUAAUUUUAGCUCACCGCUGCUGUUUUGGAUUAUCUUAGUUUUGUCCGAACACCCCUGCAAACCGCGGAACGUGGAUGGUUCCUAAAAUGGCGGCGGUUUCUGUCAGUGUGUAGUGAAACUUUCUUCCUUUUUUGCGAAUAUUUAGCGCUUUUCUGACCCGCAGUGUCGACUGCGGUCGUGUGUUUGAUAAAGUAACAUUUAUCGGGACACCGAUGCGUGUGGCAGCGGUGGUUAGGGACGAGCGGCGUCACUCUGGGCUCCCUUUUUGGUCGUCAAAAUCGCUGGGCUUCCCUCGAAGUUGACGGCGGCCGAGUGCCUGACAUUGCGAUCAUACCGACUGUUGUUGUAAUCAGAUCGCUCAACGCGGAAACCGUCAGCUGAGACCAGACGUCGCAGAGUAGCUAGCUAGUUUGUCGAAUCGUCGGGCCGAGUGAGGGCAGGUCGGAGAGAUCCUGAGGCCGUGUCACGUCAGCUGUGAGUGGAAACAGAGGUGGUGUUGGAUGUCACCACGGCGCAGUGUCAGGCGGGAUUUGGUUUGCUAGCAUCAUCCAUCCUGCCAAAAUCAAAUGGAGAAGCUCCAGGACCUUAGCCAAUCAGAGCUACAGGAGCUCCUGGACAACCCGGAGAGGGUGGAGUCUAUGGCUCUAGAGUCUGACGAGAUCCAGAACAUCCAGCUGGAGAGAGAGAUGGCGCUGGCAUCCAAUCGCAGCCUGGCAGAGCAGAACCUGGACAUGAAGCCUCGUCUGGAGUCACAGAGGGAGAUGCUGGUGGAGAGAUACUCUCAACUAGAGGCCGUCAGAGAAACCUACAGACAACACUGCUCCAUCAGAGAUGGGAUGGUGGGUCAGGUGUCUCCAGAGGCCUUGUUCUCCAGACUACAGGCAGAGGGCAGCAAAACGGAGGCAGAGUCAGAGGCUCUAGCUGAUGAGUUUCUGGAGGGCUCUCUGUCGUUGGACUCCUUCCUCGACCGCUUCCUCUCGCUGCGCUCCCUUGCUCACAAAAGACGAGUCCGGAUAGAGAAACUCCAGGAGAUCCUGCGACAGAGGAGCGAGGGCAAUCUCACCGCCAUGACAUCAUCAGCAGGCAUCAGCCAGGAUCCUGCUGCCACGCCAUCACCGUGGAAUCAACAGACGACAACAACGACAACAAAUCAGCAGCAGCUGAACUCCAAACCUCAGUCCUCUUCUUACCAAAACGCCUCUCAGCCAGCCUCCUUGUCUGCUGGAUUACCCUACAGCCCCUACCCCAUCACCACGCCCAACCCCCCCCCUGCAGCAGCGGCAGCAGGCUCCAGCCCGGCCAUCCCUCCCUACCCAGGUUCCGGCUCGCCCUUCACCCCAGCUGGGAGCUACCCUGGCCCCAGGCCCGCUUUCGGGCCUCCGGCUUCAGCCGCCUGCCCUUACCCAACCCAGCCUUCCUUUCCAGCCCCACACCCGGGCUCAGCAUUUGGCCAGUACACCCCCAGCCAACCCCAGAGUGGCCCUGCGCCCUACCCGGCCUCCUACAGCUACGGUGGCUACAGCUACCCCGCUGGGCCCCCCUUUUCCUCUUCUCAGUCACCGACGGGGAGACCCGUCUACAGACCAGGAUAUGGAGUCCCACAGCCAUACUCCUGAAAGCACUACUGCUCCUAUGUCUAACUUCUUCUUCUCAAUUCUUCCUUGCUGUCUCACCCUCCCCCCUUCCUCCCUCCCUGACCUCCCUCUCUCUCCUCACCCUGACUCCUUGUCCUCCUCUUGUCUUUGUACCUUUUCUACCCCCCCCAUCUCCCAGAUUCAAGAGGUGUCUCGCUUUACUUAUAUUUGUUGCACUAUUUGUCUCUCUCUCUAAAUAUCAGUCUGUCGAUCUUUUUCUCUUUCCUUUUCCCUUCCUCCAUCACCCUGCGACCCACCCCGCCCCACACUAGUCUCAGGUUGUUGCGUUGUUUUUAAAUGUUCACACUUGUAUCUGGCCGUUCAUACACUCACCCUCCUCCCUCUGUCCAUCGCUCCCUCCCACCCUCCUCUUCUGCCAUUUCGUGUGUGUGUAUGUGUGUGUG